AUGAGAGGACUUGUUGUCUUGGUUACUUUGGCCUGCUUGGCCAGCGCUCAGCACCAAGCUCUGAUUGACUAUUUGGAGCGGAGGCUGCUCGCUAUUGAGGAUCGGAUCUCUCUGUGGCAUGAACAGACCACUCGGUACGUCUCAGAGCUGCGGGAGCUGAAGCAACAGAUGGUUUCUCAGUUGGAGAACCUGGACAAGGAGAAAGAGACGCUGAGGAUGAAUCUGGACAGUGUGGGGACCAGGGUGGACCGCGUCGAACGAGAGAUGGACUACCUAGAGACCCAGAACGGGGCUCAGCCGUGUGUGGACGUGGAUGACAAGCUGAUCGAGCAAGAGGUUACGCUGGUGAAGGAAAAGCAGAAAGCCAAGUAUUCAAAGUUGUCAGACUGCAGCGACAUGAUCUCCAGCAUAAAAGCAAUGAAGAUCUUGAAGCGUGUUGGAGGUCCAAAGGGCAUGUGGACCAAAGACACAAGCAGAGGCUCUGGGAAAAUCUACAUUUUUAAUGGUACGGAUGAUGACAUCAUACAUGAGUUUGCUUCUGUGCAAGACUUCACCAGCUCGCAGGGGUUUACUCUGUCCAAGAACCUGAAGCUGACUUCGUCCUGGAGUGGAACAGGACAUGUUGUCUACAACAACCAUGCGUAUUACAUCAAUUAUGGUCAGGAGAUAAAUGUGGUUAAAUAUAACAUAAAGGACGGCUCUGUGACAGACAGCGCAGUGUUCCCAGAGCAGGACCCUGUCCCUGUUUACAGCCUGACUCCUGAGACAGUGAUGGACCUGGCUGUGGACGAGGAAGGCCUGUGGGCCAUUUAUGCCACACAGCAGAACGAGAGGCACAUCUCUGUUGCCAAAAUGGACGCUAACUCACUGGACAUCGAGCAAAUGUGGGACACAAAUUGUCCAAGAGAGAACGCAGAGGCGGCUUUUGUAAUCUGUGGCACAUUGUAUGUGGUGUACAAUACCAAGCAGCCCGGUCGCUCUCGUGUCCAGUGUUUGUUUGAUGUCAAUGACAUGGUGAGCAACGAAGAGGCGCCAUUGGUUUACUUCCCAAAACGUUAUGGGGCGCACUCCAGCCUGAAGUACAACCCACAGGAGCAGCUGCUCUACGCCUGGGAUGAUGGCUACCAGAUCCUUUACAAACUUAUCAUGAAAAAGAAACUAGAAAUCUGAGCUAAAUCACAUACUCUACAUCCUCUGAAACUCACACAAACACACCCAGACCCUCUUACCAGAGUAAGGUUUUCACAAAUGUCAACUCCUUACCUACAAAUCAAUACUUUCAAAUACUGCUGGCCCAUGCAUGCUGUAGAAAUAUAGGUUUUUUUGUACCUGUUGGGCCACCACUUGUUUCUGCAGUAUCAAGUCUGCAUUCUUUCUUUUUGACUUCUUUGUAGUAUGGUAUGGGGUGUAUCGUCAUAGCAGCAGGAGGUCAGACUAGUUUAAAAAGACUCAAUCGUGUAAUCCUUCAGUGUGAUGCAACUCAAGCGAAGAGUCUGCCUCUAGAUUCCGAUUAGGAAAUAAUUGCAGGAAAACACAAAAAUAACCAACAUCCUAAAAAGGAGCAAAGCUGAUUAUACAAACGCAUCUGUAUACUUUCCAACAGUCUGUCAGUUAAGUGUUCAGCCUAUUUCUAAUCAGACUGCACUACACUUCUUAUAUCACUAUUCUUCUGUAUCCAAGAGCGUAUCAGCUUACUGUUCUUACUUGUGACUUCUUGUGCUGUUGUCUACGUCUCUGGAAGCUUUAAAGCUUAGUUUACCCUUA
This is a messenger RNA of Notolabrus celidotus (New Zealand spotty), 1764 nucleotides long. RefSeq names its product olfactomedin-like 3b (gene olfml3b). The record is from RefSeq and is a predicted model, not a curated record. The coding region runs from base 1 to 1170 and encodes 389 amino acids. Lineage: Eukaryota; Metazoa; Chordata; Actinopteri; Labriformes; Labridae. The transcript is spliced from 3 exons. Gene Ontology annotation, biological process: signal transduction.